CGGGGCGUGGCGCGCGGGGAGGGGAGCGAGGAGCCGGGGAGGCCAGGGAGGGCCUCGCUCCGGAAGUGAAGCUGCCAGACCACCGGCUAAUGGAUGCGCAGCGGAGGGCCCGCUGACCGCUCUGGGCGCCACGGGCAGCUUGGCUUGGCUGGAGUGGAGAGACACCCAGACACACCAUUGUGCUGAGUGGGUAACAUCAUCUUCCUGUACCAGAAGCUGAACACAUAAGCGCCUUGGCUGUCACAGAACAUUCUGGAACAAACAGGAGCCCAAGCUACUUGCUGGGAAACUUCCCUCCAAGAGUUCUGGCUGCCAGAGUGGAGGCGUCUCCCCACUGGCUAGAGAGAGGUGAGGCGGCAGAGACCCAGAGAGGGGUGGAAGGAACACACACGUGCUUGCACUUCCGGUGCUGCAGGUCCCCACCCCGCCUCCUCAAUGUGACUGCAGAGCCUCUGGCCGUGGUCCUGUCGUAACAGAUACUAACCUGGGGCAGGCCUGGAGACCUCACGGAAAGGGCCAAGUUCUUGCCACUGAGCAGCAAAGGUGAUUGGUCCAGGACCUGUUGACUGGUGGGUUAUAAGUCUAGAAGCUCAUCUGGGAUAUUCUCAGUUUGAAGUCAGCGCCAGUCUGUCCCAUAAGCUAAUCAGUAGCCAUAGAGUUCCGGCCAGGCAGUAUCCGGCAAUGGCGCUGGCCCUGUUGGAGGACUGGUGUAGGAUUCUGAGUGUGGAUGAUCAGAAAUCACUGAUGGUUAUGGGGAUCCCAGUGGACUGCAGCGAGGAUGAGAUUCAGGAGGUCCUGCAGGAGACUUUAAAGCCUUUGGGCAGGUAUAGACUCCUUGGCAAAAUAUUCCGGAAGCAGGAGAAUGCCAAUGCGGUGCUAUUAGAGUUGCUGGAGGACCCUGAGGUCUCUGUGAUCCCCAGUGAGGUUCAGGGUAAGGGGGGCAUCUGGAAAGUCAUCUUCAAGACCCCUAACCAGGACAUGGAAUUUCUGGAAAGACUGAACCUCUUUCUAGAAAAAGAGGGACAGACGGUCUCGGGAAUGUUCCGGGCACUUGGGCACGAGGGGUUGUCUCCAGCAGCCUUGCCCUGCAUCUCGCCAGAGUUACUGGCCCACGUGUUGGGACAGGUGAUAGCACAUGCCGCUCAGCCUCUGCUCCCCAUGAGGUACCGGAAGCUGAGAGUGUUCUCAGGGAGCACCGUGCCUGCCCCCGAGGAAGAGCCCUUUGAAGUCUGGCUGGAACAGGCCACCGAGAUAGUCAAAGAGUGGCCGGUAGCAGAGGCAGAAAAGAAGAGAUGGUUGAUGGAAAGCCUUCGCGGACCAGCCCUAGACCUCAUGCAUAUAGUCCAGGCAGACAAUCCAUCCAUCAGCGUGGAGGAAUGUUUGGAAGCAUUUAAGCAAGUGUUUGGGAACCUGGAGAGUCGCCGGACCUCCCAGGUGAAGUACCUGAAAACCUAUCAGGAGGAAGGAGAAAAAGUCUCAGCCUACGUGUUACGGCUAGAAACCCUGCUGCGGAGAGCAGUGGCGAAGCGGGCGAUCCCCAGGAACAUCGCAGAUCAAAUCCGCCUGGAGCAGGUCAUGGCCGGGGCAAGCCUCAGUGAGGUACUCUGGUGUCGGCUUAGGGAGCUGAAAGACCAGGGCCGGCCUCCCAGCUUCCUGCAGUUAAUGAAGGUCAUCAGGGAAGAAGAGGAGGAAGAGGCCGCUUUCGAAAAUGAGAAUACUGAAGAGGCAGAGGGAGGGGAUGGCUAUGGUCACUGGGGUAAUGAGGCCAAUGACUAAAACCCAACUCCGAGGGCGACCCACAGACGGUGGGUGGAGGGACAGCCACGUUAUUAAGCUGAGACCUUUUCAGUCUUUUUUUCUCUAUAAUUUGCACAGUUGAAAUCACAGCAUUCAAGCCAGGUUUUAUUUUGUUUUUCUUUAACCUUUCUGGCUGCAUCAUGGGGUAUGUAGGAUCUUAGUCCCCCAACCAGGGAUUGAACCCAUGUACCCUGCAUUGAAUGUGGAGCCUUAAACUCUGAGUGGCCAGGGAAGUCCCUUGAGUCAGGAAGGUCUUGAUUCUUCUUUGUAAGGAAAAAAAAAAAACUGAGAGUUUCUUGGACUCUACAUAGACAAUUGCUAAGUCUCUUCAGUUGUGUCUGAUUCUGUGCAAUCCUGACUUUAUGGACUAUAGCGCACCAGGCUCCUCUGUCCAUGGGAUUCUCCAGGCAAGAAUACUGGAGUGGGUUGCCAUGCCCUCCUUCAGGGGAUCUUCCUGAUCCAGGGAUCAACCCUGCAGUUCACAGAUGAUUAUUAAUAAACAAAAACUUAAAUUCCAAAUAGGAGAUCAGAAGCCUAAAGGAAUCUGAACCAGUUGUCCUUUAAAUCCCUCCCAAUAGACCAAAGAAAGCAAUGAUGUAAGAAAAUAAAAAUCUCUUUUGUCAUCUAUUUAAAAAUCCCAGCUCUUUGAAUUAAUGUGUUUUCCUUUCUCAAAUCUACAAGCUCUCUCUCUCUCUGAGUACCAUAUAAGACAGUGUUCAGAGAGCAUGGUGUGAGGGACAUUCUCAAGAAACGGUAGUUAUCACAGGAGGGCCUGCAGAAGCAGGGGAUGCACCCACCAUGUUUUGAUUCAGGCCAGUGGUUAGAGAAGAGGAUUUUUAGUGAUGACAAAAGACAAAGAAGAGAGGAAGUGAGCUGAUAGUUACUGAGAAAAUGCUCUGUGACAGGCAUUUUACAUGUAUACAUUUUUCAUGUGUACAUCAUCCCCAGUGUGGUAUAAUUAUGCUCAUUUUAAAAGAGAGGGGGCACUUCCCUGAUGGUCCAGUGGUUAGGACUCCACAGUUCCAAUGCAGGGGUUGAAGAUUUGAUCCCUGGUUGGGGAGCUAAGAUCCCACACUGCCAAAUGGCACAGCCAAAAAUAUAUAAAUCAUAAUUUUUAAAAAUGUCUCCCAAUUAAAAAUAACUAAAUAAGUGAGAAGGAAAAAAGUCCAUAUGGGUUACAUGGUCUGCUCAACAUCAAAACGCUAACAGGUGGCGGAGCACAGACGGAAGUCGGGACCUCUCUGACUCUUCCUAAUCCGCUCUCCACUGUGAUCAUAGUUUUCAAAUUGUGCUUUGUAGUUCUGCAGGGACUUUUCAGCAGUUCCAUGUUGAAAUUGUAUUUUACCCUCUUUAAAUCUCUACUAGAUAACAGGUAGACAGACACAAGUGUGCUGAUAUCCAGAUUUUAACACACUGGCAUUUGCCAGCAGGCUCACUGUUGUUUCCAGAUUGACUCAUUUUGUGCAGAUCUUGGAAAAAAGAUUCCCUGGUGAGAUCCAAGCACACAGCCAAACUUCUAUUCAUUCUUCGUAGAUUAAGGAAGUCAUAGCAUUUCAGAGGUGUUUCAGUCAGGCUUAUGCCUGUCCUGUGAUGCCAAGUGUGCUUCAAGCAUAAAUGAGCAUCAUUCAGUUAAGCACUACACAAGACUCCAACACAAUCCAUGUCUCACAUCCUGGCAGCUUUGUAUAUACAAUAAACAAGUGGCUUAGCUUCUCUAAGUAUCAGUUUUCCUCAUCAGAAAAGUGGGAGGACAAUAGAAUAGGGUUGUUGUUAGGAUCAAAUGACAUAAUGCCUUUUAAGCACUGAGCAUGAUGUCUGGAACACAGAAAGCCCUCAAUACAUGGAGGCUCUUUUUCUUAUCUUUCCCAUGCUUAUUGUCUGAUCAGCGCAUGUUCUCUUCUUUUUCUAACAGUCCUGCAAUAAUGAGUAAAUAGGUAAUCUGUUCGGUUGUGACAACGUUGCAUUAGAAACCAUUAAGUGCUUGUGGUAAGUUGGAGCUCUUAUUGUCUGUUAUCUUUGUGAUCAAUUUUCCAGCUAUUGUUGACUAUUGUUAGUGAUUAUAAAAAAUAAAUUAUUCUUUCUGAUGGUAAAUAAUUUUAACUGAAGCAAUAUCCUGAGAUUGUAAGAAAAGGCUUUUAUUUAAAAAAAAAAAAGAUACCAUUUGUGAGCACUUACCUUUCUAAGUUCAAUUUUUCAAUACUGUUCAAACAAAGUGAUACAACUGUCAGCCUAUACACCCGGAUUUCAUGUGUUUUUUGUAUUUGUAAAAAUGGCCUCAUUGAUCUCAUGUAUUCUCAGUAUACAAAGUAAAGUGUUAUAAAUGUGAAGUUAUAAAAUAAAUCCAUUCUGGUAA
Cervus elaphus (red deer) is the source of this 4150-nucleotide messenger RNA. RefSeq names its product PNMA family member 2 (gene PNMA2). NCBI's taxonomy places the organism in Eukaryota, Metazoa, Chordata, Mammalia, Artiodactyla, Cervidae. The transcript has 3 exons. Bases 682 to 1776 code for a protein of 364 amino acids. The record is from RefSeq and is a predicted model, not a curated record.